Molecule: messenger RNA, 2046 nt
Organism: Microthlaspi erraticum
Lineage: Eukaryota; Viridiplantae; Streptophyta; Magnoliopsida; Brassicales; Brassicaceae
Source: the annotation of a GenBank genome assembly
AUGGAAAUGGAAUUUGGUAAAGGCAUUGAAAUGGAACAAAGCCCCAAUAGUGUUCUUCCUCCUCCACGUCCUUUCAAUGAACAAGAAAAGAGGACUAGUACAAGACUGAAACCUCCUCGUAGAGAUGAAGUGUUGAGAGUCAAAGAAGGCUUCACUGAGAUAAGCUUCAGGCGCUACCGCAGCACGUCCUGCAAGAACUUCCCUUCAAAACCUCUUGCAAUGGCGGAUAAUUCGGAGCAAAGGCGAGGCUCUGUGUAUCAAAGCUCCAAUGAGCUGUUUAAAGAUCCUCAAAGACGUAAAGAUUCAAAGGCAAAACUUGAGCUGUCUCGUACUAGUGAUGCUUCUUUCUCCUUUAGAGUUGUUGAUUCUUCAAGAAAAGGAAGUACAGAGAAAAGACCGGAAAAGAAGUCAUCAUCAUCAGCUGAACCUUGCAACACCUCUAGCAACUUCAUUGACAUUUGUUUGAAAUCAGGUAUUAAAGAUAGAGCGGGGGUGUUGGAUUCAGCUGAUGAUGAUUUAGCCGGUCCAACGAACGAAUGUAGUGACCAUAAAUUUAGAUUGCCUAAGCCACAUUCAUCAGAAAGCUCAAGAGUUAGGAAGAUGUUUGAUCCGUUUGUUAAGUCAAAGUCUCUGAGAAGUCCUCUUGGGUAUAUAGGAGAAUCAGGGAACAAUGAGCGUUGCAAAUCUAUGUUGAGUGACUAUAAAACAUCGAAUCUUUGUCCUCCUCCAGUUGUGAAAAAGGAUUAUACUUUGUUGCUGAAAGCUUCUCCGGUUCAUCUACAUUGCCGUCUCAAGAUGGAAAGCAAGAAUGGACUGCCUGUUUUUCAGUUUGUGUCAGAUUCUCCUGAGGAUGUUUACACGGCAAAGACGUGGAAGUCUGACAACGGUUCUAGUUGGAUAUACACGUUUUCCUCUGGUGGAAGCAGAAAGAGAAGCAGUGCUAGUGUCAGAGGUUUGAAUGAUGCUAACAAAGACUCUUUGCUGGUUGCUCAGAUGCAAGUUUCAUGUAAAAUGUGCUCAGAAGUAAGACAAAAGGGACAAGAUCCAGAAACUUUGAUGGUGAAUGAGUUUGUUUUGUAUGAUAUUGCACAAGCAAGACGGAGUGUUUCCACUAAAGAAGAUCAAUCACAAUCACUUGAUACGGUUAGUAAUGCCUCCAAGAACUCAUCUAAACCAGACUCGGAUUCAAGAACUAGCACAAAGUCCACGGAUGCUUCUGAUACAAUGAAGCAGAGGUCUCAGCUGAAACGUACAUCUGCAAGCUAUGAUCUCGAGGCUUCAAACGGAACAAACCCGUGGUCAGCUGCAGAUUUGCAUCCUGACCUUGAGAUCGCUGCUAUAAUCAUUCAAGACACGAUUGAGAAGAGAGAGAGCUUGAAGUACAGAAGAGGUGACAAAAAGUUGAUGGAGAAGACGAAUCUUCUUGGUCUUUCUCCGAUAGAGGAGGAGAAGAAGGAGCUGUUCGGUAACAGAAGCUCAGAGAAGUUGAAGGUUGUAAUCCCAAGGGGAAACCACGGUUUACCAACUACCGACAACCCCGGUCCUUCGCCUUUGAUUCAGAGAUGGAGGUCAGGAGGUGGUUGUGACUGCGGUGGUUGGGACAUGGGUUGUCCACUUAUGGUUUUUGGGAAUCCUCGUAUCUCAUGUUCUUAUGAUCAGCCUCUUGUAGACAACCAGCAUCCUUUGCAACUAUUUGUCCAGGGUGCUAAAGAGCAGAUACCAGCAGUGUACAUGUCGUUCGUUGAAGAGGGGCAAUACGAUGUUCAUUUCCACGCGCAGUUAUCGACUCUACAAGCAUUCUCAGUCUGUGUUGCCAUACUACAUAACACGGAGGUCUCGGAUAGUUACAGAAAUGGCGAGAAUGUACAACAGUUCUCACAUUGCAGCUCGCUGAAAAUGCUGAUUGAUGAUGAUGUUCAGUUCUUAGUUGAAGCAGUAACAGAGGAGGAAGAAGAAAGGAAAGUGCCUAAGGCUGUGAAAGAAGCUGUGAUUGCUCUUCAGUCCUACAUGCCAAACCCUCCUUUCUCGCCAAUCUCCAGAGUGUAG